GAAGGUAUAUAAGCAACGAAUAAUACAGAUAUGCAUAUAGUGAAAUAAUGGGUUGCGCUAGGAAUAUUUUCGCACUUAUAGCUUUGCUGGUAGUUAUAGGCGAGAUAUGUGGCCAGAUAAGCCAAGGCGGGCCUCAUCAAUCCCAAGGGGGUGCCCACGGACUCCAAGGCAGAUCUAGACGUCAAGUCGUUCAAGAUGGCGAGGAAAAUGUCGAACCUCUGAUAGUAGCUGCGUGUGAUAACAAUACUAUUCCUAGUAUAUCUUGCUACGAUUGUACCACCAGAUUGAUUUGUAAACCUAACAGCAUCGUUCUGGUAAAAUGUAGGGGAAAUGUUAGACCUUACUGCAACAAUGGAAUUUGCUCAUCUGUUCUUACCCCUGAGUGUGAAUAAUGAGAAGCGAAGUUUGAUGGUAUUAUACAAGAAAACUCGUAAUACCUUUGUCAUAUAAAUGUCCAAUUACAGAUCAAAAGUAAAGUGGAGACAAAACAAAAAGCAUACUUAGUUUUUGAUAAAUAAAUUUUGUUAAAUA
Molecule: messenger RNA, 531 nt
Organism: Amyelois transitella
Lineage: Eukaryota; Metazoa; Arthropoda; Insecta; Lepidoptera; Pyralidae
Exons: 2
Coding region: 48-392 (114 amino acids)
Source: RefSeq, a predicted model, not a curated record